GGAGUUUCCCGUUCUGUAGCCAAGAUGUGGCCAGCCGUGUCCAUCCUGUGUGUCCUGGUAGCCUUCGCCAAUGCUCGCAGCGUUCCUUACUUCGCUCCCCUCUCCAGCGACUUGGUCAACCACAUAAACAAGCUCAACACCACCUGGAGGGCAGGGCACAACUUCAUCAACACCGACAUGAGCUAUGUCAAGAAACUCUGCGGCACCUUCAUGGGUGGGCCCAAGCUCCCCGAGAGGGUAGACUUUGCUGCGGACAUGGAGCUGCCUGAUAACUUUGACUCACGGACGCAGUGGCCUAACUGUCCCACCAUCAAUGAGAUAAGAGACCAGGGCUCUUGUGGCUCUUGCUGGGCUUUUGGUGCUGUAGAAGCGAUUUCGGACAGAAUUUGCGUUCACACGAAUGCCAAGGUGAGCGUGGAGGUCUCAGCGGAGGACUUGCUGUCGUGCUGCGGCUUCGAGUGCGGCAUGGGGUGCAAUGGUGGUUACCCCUCCGGCGCGUGGAGGUACUGGACAGAGAGGGGCCUCGUGUCUGGGGGUCUCUAUGAUUCCCAUGUGGGCUGCCGUCCCUACUCCAUCCCACCCUGCGAGCACCACGUCAACGGCUCCCGGCCACCAUGCACCGGGGAGGGGGGAGAAACCCCCAGGUGCAGCCGGCACUGCGAGCCCGGCUACUCGCCCUCAUACAAGGAGGACAAGCACUACGGCAUCACAUCUUAUGGUGUCCCUCGCAGCGAGAAGGAAAUCAUGGCUGAGAUCUACAAGAACGGUCCUGUGGAAGGAGCCUUUAUUGUCUAUGAGGACUUCCUGAUGUACAAAUCUGGGAUCUACCAGCACGUCACAGGCGAGCAGGUUGGAGGCCACGCCAUCCGGAUCCUGGGCUGGGGGGUGGACAACGGCACCCCGUACUGGUUGGCAGCCAACUCCUGGAACACCGACUGGGGCGACAACGGCUUCUUCAAGAUCCUCCGAGGAGAAGACCACUGCGGCAUUGAGUCUGAGGUCGUGGCCGGCAUCCCCAGGACGGAGCAGUACUGGAAGAGGGUGUAACUCCCUUGAUCAAACCACAAAUAAUCCUGAGUCCCCAACGCUUUUAACUGAUAGCGGGUUGGGUGCAGAGCCCCCCCCCCACUAAGAGACGAUAGUUGAGGUUACUUUAUUAAAGCUUUUUAUCUUUU
Messenger RNA from Mesitornis unicolor (brown roatelo), 1175 nucleotides. It is a transcript of the gene CTSB, whose product is annotated as cathepsin B. The record is from RefSeq and is a predicted model, not a curated record. Gene Ontology annotation, cellular component: lysosome. Gene Ontology annotation, molecular function: cysteine-type endopeptidase activity. The transcript is spliced from 9 exons. Gene Ontology annotation, biological process: regulation of catalytic activity. Bases 25 to 1047 code for a protein of 340 amino acids. Lineage: Eukaryota; Metazoa; Chordata; Aves; Mesitornithiformes; Mesitornithidae.